This is a messenger RNA of Haemonchus placei, 207 nucleotides long. The record is from the annotation of a GenBank genome assembly. NCBI's taxonomy places the organism in Eukaryota, Metazoa, Nematoda, Chromadorea, Rhabditida, Trichostrongylidae.
AUGACCCACACAAAUAUGCAUGAAUACACUUGCGAGGAGACGGCCUACGCCAUCGACACCUCUGCUGUCGCAUGUUCCAAGAAACAGUCCUUCUCCAGUCUCAACUUCGUCGUGCUGCCGGCGAUGCCUUCUCGUCUCGGUCAGUUCGAUGACGCGGUAAUCGAUAUUCCUUGCUUGCACGUUCCGAUGCAAGCGUUCGUGCGUUGA